This is a messenger RNA of Eruca vesicaria subsp. sativa (arugula), 213 nucleotides long. NCBI's taxonomy places the organism in Eukaryota, Viridiplantae, Streptophyta, Magnoliopsida, Brassicales, Brassicaceae. The record is from the annotation of a GenBank genome assembly.
AUGUUGGUACCGGGAAAGUACCUAGCUCGGUGUAAGAGUUUGUUGAGGCGUGCAAGAAAGCGACUGGCGUUGAGAUCAAGAUCGAUUACUUGCCUAGACGCCAAGACUGCUAAGCACACUAAUCUCAAGGAGAGUCUUGAGACUGCGUGGAGAUUGCAGAAGAUGCACCGUAAUGGCUAUGGCUCAACCUCCUCAUCUCUCUCGGUUUAUUGA